UCUGACCUCGGAUUCAGGUUUUACAUCAUUUCGUUGUUGGUUCUGUGUCUUUGCUGGGGUUUUUGGUUCUGGAAUACGGAGGGGGGGAAGGAUGUUUUCUCAGUAAUAGGUCACAUUGACAUUGGACAGAAAAGAUAUCUUCGUUUUUAGGAAUUUUCAGCCUGGUUUCCGGUUCUUAAUCUGGAUUUGGUGAAAAGGAGGAAACUCGGCCGUCGUGGUGUGGAAAAGAUAGGAUCUUUGUUUUCGUUGAUCCGAGGGGCAAAGAUCGCAUUAGAAGCAGCACAAAUUUGAUGGGGGAAGAGGCACCUGAGUAUGUUCUGAACAGCUUGGAGCUUGCAGCUUGCGAUUCUGAAUCCACAGGCUGCCGGACGGCUACCAUUGUUGGUAAUAAGAUGUAUGUAGUUGAAGGAUCCGAGGAUGGAAGCAAGUCAUGGAUCAACGUCAAAAUUUUUGACAAGCUAACAAGAUCAUGGGUGUUUCCUACUGUAUUGGGUAUCAAACCUGUCCAACUGAAAGGCCACUCAACUCUUCUUUUGAAGAAUGGACAGCUAUUGAUUGUCAAGAUGGAUUCUACGUUGGACGGUUGCAUCUGGUUUCUUGAGGUGGAUAGCCCUUUUGUUAAAGAGCAAAAGAAGAUAUUUGGAACUGAGGUAGUUGCCUGGAGUAAGGGUGUCAUUGGCAAUGCCCCAAAACCAAUUGUGAUCAGUGGUCCUUCUGGAGUCGGUAAAGGUACUUUGAUAAACAAACUUAUGAAGGAAUUUCCAUCGAGAUAUGGGUUUUCUGUAAGUCACACAACUCGAGCACCAAGAGAGAAGGAAUUGGAUGGAGUUCAUUACCACUUCACAGAGCGAAGUAUUAUGGAGAAAGAUAUAAGAGAUGGCAAGUUUCUUGAAUUCGCAUCAGUUCAUGGAAAUCUUUAUGGGACAAGCAUUGAAGCAGUUGAAGUUGUUACAGACUCUGGAAAGAGAUGCAUCCUUGACAUUGAUGUUCAAGGAGCUAGAUCCGUGAGGGCAAGUUCUCUUGAUGCAAUAUUUAUCUUCAUUACUCCUCCAUCAUUUGAGGAACUUGAGAAGCGGCUGCGUGCACGUGGAACAGAAACUGAGGAACAGGUCCAGAAGAGACUAAGAAAUGCCAGAGCAGAGCUUGAUGAAGCAAAAUCACCUGGUCUUUUCAAUCAUAUUUUGGUAAAUGAUGACCUAGAAUCAUGUUAUGGGAAUCUUAAGAAAUUACUUGCUUCAGAUGAAACUGCUGAUCCUUUAUAUCAGUCAUCUGUGAAGAUCUUGAAAGCCCAUGUGUCCGGAAUGGAAUCAAAAGCAGAUCAUAGAACUCUUAUACAUUGUAGCGCUAGCGGCACCAAUGCAGCAACAAAUAGUUUGCUUAUGCUUGACACGUCAUCACUUAAAGGAGGGGCUCCUGGCCGAACAAGAGGACUCGGUGUAUAUGCACUUGGAUCCCUAGGUGAUGGUCUUAACGGGAUCUGACAACUUUGACAUUUUAUGAGUUAGGAAAGCAGAAGAAGGUAGGUGCUCCUAUGCUCUGUAAGGGUGAAGAACUUUAGCCGGGCAUUGUUUGCGGAAUUGGGAUUCUAUGGACCAGCUUUAUGUCCUCAUUCAUCAGAGAUAAUUUGAAUAUGUCUAUUUGUUCAAUAUUGUUUGAAGGUGACUUUAGUUUGUUUAAGAUGAGAGUGAAAGAUUUAUGUUAAUCAAGAUGUUUCUGAAUCAUUGUUUA
Musa acuminata subsp. malaccensis (wild Malaysian banana) is the source of this 1728-nucleotide messenger RNA. Its product is annotated as guanylate kinase 1-like. Gene Ontology annotation, cellular component: cytosol. Gene Ontology annotation, molecular function: GMP kinase activity. The record is from RefSeq and is a predicted model, not a curated record. Gene Ontology annotation, biological process: purine nucleotide metabolic process. NCBI's taxonomy places the organism in Eukaryota, Viridiplantae, Streptophyta, Magnoliopsida, Zingiberales, Musaceae.